GCGGGAAGGAGGGAACAUGGAAAAUAUCAGGACAGCCCAACAAAAAGACGGAGUUCCUGAAGGUUGCAGAUCACUCAGCUCUGACAAGCUGUGACAAGUGCUGAUGUGCCUGUAAUUCAAGCUACCGCCAAGCCUUCUUUAAAGAGGACAUACUCAGCCUCCCAAAAGAGGAUAAGGUUGUAGUGUUUAUGACUAACAGGUAAUAAUUCCAGGGCUCACCGAAGGUGCAGUUUGGACGGCAGGAAGCUAAGCGCCCAGAGAAGUUCUGUUUCUUGUUGGAAAAUGAGUGGAAUCAAACUGGUCCGUUGCCCAUGGCAUUUCUUUUCUAUCUCCAUUCUCACAUUAUUGAGCCUGCUGUGCUCAGGCCAGGCCUUGCCAUGGACAAACCCUCCCAUCAAUCCUGAGAAGCACUUCACGUUUAUGUGGAACGCCCCAACUGAGCUAUGUGACAUCCGCUUCGGCAUGCCCCUUGACCUCUCCUACUUCAGCUUUGUCAGCAGCACCCUGAAAACAGCGACAAACCAGAGCAUCUCCAUAUUCUACACUGACCGUUUUGGCAUCUUCCCCUAUGUUGAUGAAGACACUGGAGAGAUGUAUGAUGAGGGUCUGCCACAGCUGGUAGACCUGCACGAGCACCGGGAGUUGGCUGAGGAUGAUAUUGAGUAUUACAUCCCCACUGACUACCCAGGCCUUGCCGUGCUUGACUUUGAGGAAUGGAGGCCUCAGUGGGUCCGAAACUGGGGAAGCAAAGACAUCUACCGACAGAUUUCCAUUGAAAAGGUCAAGAAGAAAAAUGCGUCAUUGUCUGACGAUGAAGCGGAGGAUCGAGCAAAGAUUGUGUUUGAGCGAGCUGCUAAGAGGUACUUUAAUCGAUCCAUCUCGAUUGGGAAGAGACUGAGGCCAAACAGACUUUGGGGUUACUACUUGUACCCUGACUGUUACAACUAUGACUACAACCAGGACAUGGUGGACUUCACAGGAGAGUGUCCCGCCAUAGAGAAGCACAGGAACGAUGAACUUCUGUGGCUCUGGAAAGAGUCCACGGCACUCUUUCCUUCUAUCUACCUGGAACUGGUGCUCAGAGACUCCUAUCAGGCCCGGCUAUAUGUCCGCCAUCGCAUCCAGGAGGCCAUGAGGGUGUCGACCCUCCCCAACAGCACCUACUCCAUUCCCAUCUAUGCCUACAUAAGACCUGUGUACAAGGACAGCAUUGACGACUACAUGUCAGAGUUUGAUCUGGUUAACACCAUUGGAGAAGCUGCUGCUCUUGGUGCCGCCGGUGUCAUUUCUUGGGGAGACAUGAACGUCACAGAUACAGAGGAUUCCUGCUUCGAUGCCCGACGUCACUUGAAUCAGGUCAUGAACCCCUACAUCCUGAAUGUCUCCACGGCCACUCAACUCUGCAGUGAGGCCCUGUGCCAGGGCCGAGGACGCUGUGUGAGAAAGCACUGGGAUGAGGAUGUCUUCCUUCACCUGGACCCACGUCGCUACCAGAUCGAACCCACUAGGCGUCAUGGCCACCUGACUGUGAGGGGUGGCCUUUCACAGGACGACAUCAACUGGUUCGACCGCAGCUUCGACUGCAUUUGCUACAGCAAGGAGCCGUGUCGAUCGGUCCUGACGCUCAACGUCAUCUAUGAGUCUGUCUUCACAACAAGGAAUCAAAGUAAUGACAGGAUGCGCCCUCUCCUGUUGGUGAUAGUACUAAUCUGUGUGAAGUAUGCUAUGAUAUGAAUAUGAAUUAUAGCACACCUAACACCUGCCAGAUGAAAUGAGAGGUUAUUAGUUACUGCCACUCCUCUGUUGUUUUAGCUUGUUGCUCAUUUCUUCUGUAAUUUCUGAAAUUUUUGAUACUUUUGUAUUUUUUCUGCAUUCUCACUAAAGGCUAUUUAUAAUUAAAGCUUUAAAGCUUCUCUACCCAACA
This is a messenger RNA of Mugil cephalus (flathead mullet), 1924 nucleotides long. Its product is annotated as hyaluronidase-5-like. Gene Ontology annotation, cellular component: acrosomal vesicle. The record is from RefSeq and is a predicted model, not a curated record. The coding region runs from base 283 to 1734 and encodes 483 amino acids. Gene Ontology annotation, biological process: carbohydrate metabolic process; hyaluronan catabolic process. NCBI's taxonomy places the organism in Eukaryota, Metazoa, Chordata, Actinopteri, Mugiliformes, Mugilidae. Gene Ontology annotation, molecular function: hyalurononglucosaminidase activity. The transcript has 4 exons.